Molecule: messenger RNA, 2223 nt
Organism: Neohortaea acidophila
Lineage: Eukaryota; Fungi; Ascomycota; Dothideomycetes; Mycosphaerellales; Teratosphaeriaceae
Product: Sec1-like protein
Exons: 6
Coding region: 1-2223 (740 amino acids)
Biological process (GO): intracellular protein transport; vesicle-mediated transport
Cellular component (GO): plasma membrane; secretory granule
Molecular function (GO): syntaxin binding
Source: RefSeq, a predicted model, not a curated record
AUGAGUGUAUCGAUCGUAGAAGCGCAGCGCGAUGUGCUGCUCAGCACCAUCCACCGCAUCACCAGGGGCGAUUGGAAGGUGAUGGUCGUCGACCGAGAAAGCCGGCGACUAAUCGACAAUGUCCUCGAAGAAGACGCCAUUCUCAACGAAAACAUUACGAACAUCGAGGAUAUCACUGAUCGCCGACCCACCAAUCGUGAUGUGGACGCCCUUUACUUCCUUACCCCCAAAGAGCACAUUGUGGACUGUCUCAUGGCCGACUUUCAAAAAAGGAAAUAUCAUAGAAGUCAUCUUGUCUGGACCGCGCUAUUACGACCUUCAUUACGAGAGCGAAUCGACCAAUCUACAAUAGCUCGCGAGCAAAUCGCUCAAUUCACCACGCUCAACGUCGAGUUCUUUCCACGCGAAUCCCACCUCGUCACCUUUCGAGACCCUUGGAGCUUUCCCAUCCUCUUCCACCCGGCAUGCAAUCAUUUGGUAAGGCAACAUAUGGAAGAUGUCGCGCAGAAGAUCGUUGGAGUCUGUGUGGCGUUAGGAGAAUACCCAACUAUUCGCUACUACCGCCCCGCCGCACCAACACACGAAGCCAGCAUCCUCUGCUCUCAUCUCGCGCGCUUCGUCCAGGACGAGCUCGAUCUCUAUGCCAAAUUCCACAACGACUUUCCCCCGCCUUCGUCACAGACUCGACCGCGAGGGGCGCUGUACAUUGUCGACCGCAGCAUGGAUCUGUUCGCUCCGUUCGUGCACGAGUUUACCUACCAAGCCAUGGCGCACGAUCUCUUGCCGAUCAAAGACGGCGACACCGUGACCUUUCGCACCACCAUCAACGAAGGUCAGCGCGACCAAGAAGAGAAGGAUAUCCCCAUCACAGAGAAAGAUCGGAUAUGGACGGAGAAUCGGCACCGUCACAUGAAAGACGUGAUUGAGAAGCUUAUGGCGGACUUUCAGAAAUUCCUCAAGGACAACCCCAACUUCACCACUAAGAGCGGAGAGGAGGCUGUGGGUGGCAGGAACGGGUUGAAUGCUAUCAAAGACAUGAUGGCAGGGUUGCCGCAAUUUCAGGAAUUGAAGGAAGCGUACGCGCUCCACCUGGGCAUGGCGCAAGAAAGUAUGAAUCGAUUCCAGCGGUUCAAGCUUUCCGAUAUCAGUGCGGCCGAGCAAACAUGCGCCACCGGUCUUGACGAAGACUACAAGCGAUCCAAACAUCUGGCCGACCAAGUCGUGCGACUAUUGGACGAGGACGGCAUCUUACCCCCGGACCGCUUGCGCCUUCUCGUCCUCUACCUCCUAUACAAAGACGGCCUGCUCCCCGCCGACACGCAGAAACUCCUCGCACACGCUCAACUCCCGCCCUCCGACCAACACAUCAUCUCUAACCUCGAACUCGUCGGCGCCCGCACAACACGCCAACUUAAAGAUCCCCGGCCUCCUCCACCGCCUCUCUUCCCCCGCAAACCCAUCCCGCAACAAGGCGCGCAAGAAGAAGUGCUCAUCAGCCGCUACGAACCCGUCCUGCAACGCCUCCUCGAAGCUCACUGCACCAACACCCUCGACCCCAACACCUUCCCUUACACCAAACCGCCCCUCGACCUCGAGGACUCCUCCAUGCGUCCAAGCCUGACGGCCACCUCCUCCCUCCGCUCCGUCAACAAACCCACCUGGGCCCGCUCCCGCACAGCUCCCUCCACCGAAAACCGCCAGCGCGUCAUCGUCUUCGCGGCAGGCGGCGCCACUUACUCCGAAAGCCGCGCCUGCUACGACGUAGGCCGCGCCGCGUCUAAGGAGAUCUUCCUCGUCACGAGCCACAUGCUAACGCCUGCCCUCUUCAUGCGGCAAAUCGCGGAUCUGUCUGCAGAUCGCAGGCGGCUAGGUAUCCCCGCCGAUGCGCCGAAGGAGAAGGCGCCAGCGCAUUUAUUUGAGGCGGAUGGGCCUCCGCCCGCUCCGGUUGGAGUCGCGCAGCCCCAGCAGCCCCAGCAGCAGCAGCCGCAGAGACAGGCUCAGCCGCAGCCCCAGCAGGUGCAGAUGCCUACGCAAGCGAUGGCGGGUAUGAAUCUGAAUGGCGCGGGAGGUGGUACAAGUGGAAGACUCAAUGGUGCACGGCCAAUGCCCGGUGAUCCUACUAGCGGGAACGCGGCGAGUCAUCAGCAGACUGGCCCGGCGAAGUUGACGAAAGAGGAGCCAAAGAAGGAGAAGAAGAGGCAUAAGUUUGGCUUUGGGAAGUAG